UUUAAACAACAACAACAUCUGACGUCGUUCUGUAGAAGUUAUCGAGCGGUUACGUCUAUGAAGGGAGACCACUCUGUACACAGACAAAAUGUGAGGCGGUUUAUUAUUUUGGCUUUGAUGGAACUCAAUUAAGAUUACUACAACAUCGCAACUAGAUUUGGUGGUUUCUUUUCACGAAAUACAGCCACUCAUUUUGUCAGGAAGGCAGUGAAAAAUUACAACAGAAGCUUCAUCUGUUCUUUUACAUCACUUAAUUCACCUGAGUCAAGAAAUACUAUAAAUAACAGAAGACAUUUGUAAAUAUUGCUCUGUUCUUAUAUUUAAACUCAGCAGUUAUAGAGAAAGAGUGUUAUUGAUUUAUGCAAUGAUCAUUUAUUUACUAACACAUUCAAGAAAAAUCUUUAUGUGUUGAUAUUUUGCAGUUAUUUAUAAUCUUUCCUGAAAAUGACAAUUCUUCUCUGUCAAGUAUUGUGCCGACAAUAAAGGUUAAUAUCACUGACAAAAUGUCUAAACAGAAAGAAUCGCAGAAUAAAGAAGUUUCCCUCGUUUGUGGGGAAGCAUCCCCUUCAAAAGACAUGUUUAUUAAACAUGGAGAGAUGCACAAAACACAGAAAGGUAGUAACAACAAAAAUUCUUGUGAACCUGUUUCAACAUUCUCUACACUUUUACCUCAAUACAUUAAACGUGGAGAGAUAAGUAAAACAGAGAAAGGUAGUAUCAAGGAUAUUUCUGAUUCUAUUUCAACAUUGACUUCACUUUUACCUCAAUAUAUUAAACAUGGAGAGCUAAACAAAGGAGAAAAAGAUGAUAACAAAGAUACUUCUGAAUCUGUUUCAACACUGUCUUCACUUUUACCUCAGUACAUUAAACAAGGAGAGACAAAUAAGCCAGAGAAAGAUGGUGACAAGGAUAUUUCUGAAUCUGUUUCAUCAUUGUCUUCACUUUUACCUCCGUUCAUUAAACAUGGAGAGAUAAACAAAGCAGAAAAAGAUGGUAACAAGAACACUUCUUCAGGAUCUGUUUCAACAUUAUCUUCAAUUUUACCUCAAUACACCUGUGAUAUUUGUGGGAAAUCUUUUCCCACUAAUAAGAAGUUAACUCGACACAUACGGACACAUUUUAGAGCAAAGAUUUUUCAGUGUGAUGUUUGUGGAAAUUCAUUCUCCCAAAAGAGUGAUCGAGACCGACACAAGAGGGUCCAUUCUGGAGAAAGACCCUACCCUUGUGAUGUAUGUGGGAAAUUCUUUUCUCGGAACAGCCAUUUAAAAAUUCACAAAUUGACUCACUCGGGUAUAAAACCUCAUCGCUGUGAGACUUGUGGAAAAUCAUUCUCACAGAAUUGUGAUCUGGAAAGACAUAUACGUGUACACACAGGAGAGAGACCAUUUAAAUGUGAUACUUGUGAAAAAAGAUUCUCUCAAAUUAACGAACUAGGAAGACAUAAACGAAUACAUACAGGGGAAAAGCCAUAUUCGUGUGAAUUCUGUGAGAAAACCUUUUCUUUAAAUUGCAUUCUAGUAAGACACAGACGAAUUCAUACUGGAGAAAAGCCCUAUGUUUGUGAAUUUUGUAAGAAAUCAUUUUCCCAAAAUAGCAUUCUUGUAAAACAUUUGCGAAUGCACAAUGGUGGGAAACCUUAUCAAUGUAAGAUUUGUGGUGAGGCAUUCACAACAAAACGCCUUUUAUCUGACCACACAAGAACGCAUACUGCAGAUGGUCCUUAUCCCUGUCAACUUUGUGGCGAAAUCUUUUCUCAAUAUACAGAUAUAGUAAAGCAUUUAGCAAUACACACUGGCUGAGGAACGUAUUGUCAUGAGGUUUACAAGCAGAGGAUUUGAUGAAGUAAAGAACUUUUCUUGGCAUACAAAAAUACAUGCAAUCAAAAGAAUUUAAACUUUUAAUUUUGUGUGUGAGGACAUAUAUUGGAUAUAAAUUGAUUGAUUUGGACACAAAUACAUAAGGGAUAAACUUUUCUUUCUGAGUAAGAUAUUUCUUUUUUUUCUCCUGUCCAUUGCUUGAUGAGGUCACCCAAUUAAAUUGUUCUGCUAAUAGAUGGUCACUUUGAAGUUCUAAAGAAGCAAACAUAAGGCAAAACAUUCAAGAAUGACA
Messenger RNA from Octopus sinensis (East Asian common octopus), 2109 nucleotides. Its product is annotated as zinc finger protein 271-like. Gene Ontology annotation, biological process: regulation of transcription by RNA polymerase II. The transcript is spliced from 3 exons. Gene Ontology annotation, molecular function: DNA-binding transcription factor activity, RNA polymerase II-specific; RNA polymerase II cis-regulatory region sequence-specific DNA binding. The coding region runs from base 504 to 1799 and encodes 431 amino acids. The record is from RefSeq and is a predicted model, not a curated record. NCBI's taxonomy places the organism in Eukaryota, Metazoa, Mollusca, Cephalopoda, Octopoda, Octopodidae.